AAUAACGCUCGGCGCAUGCGCCAAACACCUCCCCACAAACAUUCCUCCAGCCAAUCGGGGGGUGGGGUGGGAAAGCGCGAGCCGGUUGCCCAGGGAGACGCUCGAUUGACGGCCGUGGCCGUCAAGCGCGGUGUCGUGUGGAGUUUUCGCGACGGUCCCGCCGGGUGCAGAUUCAUGGCUUCGGCGGUGGCCAUGAUGGCGGCGGCCGGCGGGCCGGUGCUGAACGGGGCGGACGCGGCGGGUCUGAAGGAAGCGGCGGGCAUGUACGAGCAGCUGCGGGCCGAGUGGAACCGCAAGAACCUCAGCUUGAGCAAAUGCGGCGACUUGCUGGGCCGCCUGAAGUUGGCUCUGCUUGAACUGAACUUCCUGCCCACCACCGGCACGAAAUUGACUAAACAGCAGCUUAUUUUGGCAAGAGACAUUUUAGAAAUCGGAGCCCAGUGGAGCAUCUUGAAGAAAGACAUCCCGUCUUUUGAAAGAUAUAUGGCCCAGCUCAAAUGCUACUACUUUGAUUACAAAGACGAAUUGCCCGAAUCAGCCUACAAGCACCAGCUGCUGGGCUUGAACCUCCUUUUCCUGCUGUCCCAAAACCGUGUUGCCGAGUUUCACACCGAGCUGGAACGCCUGCCGGCCAAGGACAUCCAGACCAACGUCUACAUCAAGCACCCUGUCUCUCUCGAGCAGUACCUGAUGGAAGGUAGUUACAACAAAGUCUUUCUGGCCAAAGGCAACAUCCCAGCCGAGAGUUACGCCUUUUUCAUUGACAUCUUGCUGGACACUGUCAGGGACGAAAUUGCCAGCUGCAUCGAGAAGGCCUAUGAGAAGAUCCUCCUCAAUGAGGCCACCCGCAUGCUCUUCUUCACCCCCAAAAAGAUGUCGGACUACGCCAAGAAGCGAGGGUGGCUCCUGGGUUCCAACAACCACUACUGUUUCACGGGGCAGCAGCAGAAGCCGGAAGACGCCACCAUCCCCUCCACAGAGCUGGCCAAGCAAGUCAUCGAAUACGCUCGGCAGUUGGAAAUGAUCGUCUGAACGUGCCCUCGCUGCAGACAGGCUGGGACUGUGGGCUGUGGCUUUUUCCUCGAUAUUUUUUGUUUUCUUGUCCGCGUGUGACUGCGCGCGCCGGUUCCGAUCGGUCUGGCCGCCUUUUGUCUUAAAACGGGGAACGUGGGAGCCAUUGGUGGGGGUGGGGUGUGAGGUCAGUGUGUUUGAGUAAAGCCGAUAAGCCAGGCUGGUC
Messenger RNA from Pantherophis guttatus, 1237 nucleotides. RefSeq names its product proteasome 26S subunit, non-ATPase 8 (gene PSMD8). The record is from RefSeq and is a predicted model, not a curated record. Gene Ontology annotation, biological process: proteasome-mediated ubiquitin-dependent protein catabolic process. Gene Ontology annotation, cellular component: proteasome regulatory particle, lid subcomplex; nucleus; cytosol. Lineage: Eukaryota; Metazoa; Chordata; Lepidosauria; Squamata; Colubridae.